AUGAGGUCGCUUCAGUCACCAGUUGUAUGCCCUGCGAUACGUCCAAGACAAGUAAGUGCAUGCGCUUCGUCACUCGUCAGAAGCCAAUUCUGGGGUAAUCGAACAAAAGGCAUCGCCGUCAAGUCUCACGUCACUCUUCGUCUACAUCCUCGUCGGUGCAGCAACAAGAGCACCGUCAAGUGCGUUUUCAGCUCCCACUCUGAUGGUAACGGAAGCACCGCUGAGAAUUUCAACGAGAACGAUGAGGAAUUCGUCAACUCUAGCGUAGUUGAAGCUGUUGAGGUAAGGAGUGGAGAAGAUGGUUUCAUGGUGAAUAUGAGAGACGGUAGGCAACUAAGAUGUGGUCAUAACAAUCCUCAAGGAGGUCAUUUGCCAGAUUAUGCUCCACAUCCUGCGAUUGUCUUGAAAAUGGAAGAUGGCACUGGUCUUCUCCUUCCUAUUAUCGUCUUGGAGAUGCCUAGUGUGUUACUUAUGGCAGCAAUGACGAAUGUCCAAAUUGCAAGACCAACCAUGUAUCAAGUGGUGAAGGAAAUGGUGGACAAGAUGGGUUACGAAGUUAGACUUGUUAGAGUCACCAAAAGAGUUCACGAGGCGUAUUUUGCUCAAUUAUACCUUUCAAAGGUGGGUAAUGCGUCUGAUUGUGUCAGCUUCGACCUUAGGCCAUCAGAUGCAAUUAAUAUAGCUGUUAGAUGCAAGGUACCUAUCCAAGUGAACAAGUACCUUGCGUAUAGUGAUGGAAUGAGAGUUAUCGAGUCACGGAAGCCAUCGACCACACCGGCACCUGCUUCUGAUGGUUUAUUAUUUACUGAACAAGACCGACCAAAUGGUCAGGAUUGUCUUGAUACGAAAGAGUUCAAUAUUUUGAGCAACAUGAUGCAAGCUGUUAAUGAAGAGAAAUAUGAUGAAGCCGCUGAGUGGAAAAACAAACUUGGCCAGUUUCGGGCGAAGCGCAACCUGAAGAAAUACACAUAA
Messenger RNA from Microthlaspi erraticum, 972 nucleotides. NCBI's taxonomy places the organism in Eukaryota, Viridiplantae, Streptophyta, Magnoliopsida, Brassicales, Brassicaceae. The record is from the annotation of a GenBank genome assembly.